UUCAAAACAACUUUACUUUAAAGAGCGGAAGGUAACGGAUCUGCCGUUUUACAAGUAGAUUCAUUUUACAUUUAAACGGAAACGAGUAUAUCAACGUAGUGAAAUUCUAAUAGCUUAUUUAAGUAGUAAAUACUUCUAAGAAUAAUGGCACCAACUAAAACGACAAGAACUUUAAUACCUAGUGUAAGUCUUCGUGGCGUUACAACUCGCAGUAAAACACACUCCACAAUCCAUAAAGAUGUCGGAUCAAAACGUAAAGCCGACGGAUCUCCUGCGAAAGAAAACGCAGUUAAACGUUCAGCCUUGGGAGAUAUUUCCAAUGCAGCUAAUAAGAAUAAAGUUCUUGGUAUUAAAAACAAAGUUUUAUCGAAAACUAACGUUUUGGCUAAGAAAGUUACGGUAAAAGAGAAGGUUUUACCAUCGGUUAGAACAAUUGUUAAAUCUAGGCAAAAUGAGAAUCUUCCUCCGCCUGCCGCACCUGCUAAUAAAGUACAAACGAGGGCUUCGCUUCGACAUGUUGCCCCGGCACCGACUCAAACUGUACAAAAACCAAAGGAAAAUCCAAAAGAUAUCGUCGUUCCGACUAAGGUGAAAACACGAUUGAGUAAUGAAUUUGAAAAAACUAGUGAAUCUUUGUAUUGUUCAGCUUUAGAAGACGUAAACACUGCAGAAAAAAGUACAGCUUCUAGUAAAUUCUUCUCAGCUCAAUCUUCCACCGAAAAAUCAUCCUCAAAUAUUACAUUGAUGGCUGAUCGAUUGGAAAAAAAUUUGAAACUUGAUCAGGUUGUUGUACCUAAAGACGUUAAAGACUUUGAUAAAGAAAAUUGGGAUGAUGUUUUCCAAGUAUCACAUUAUGCCAUGGAUAUUUUUAAUUAUUUAAAAACUAGAGAGGCUAUGUUUGUAAUAAAAGAUUACAUGACUUCACAACCAGCUCUGUCAAAAUGGAUGCGAUCUUUAUUAGUGGAUUGGAUGGUUGAAAUUCAAGAAAGUUUUGAAUUAAACCAUGAAACUCUUUACUUAGGUGUGAAACUAGUCGAUUGCUAUUUAAGCAAAAUAACCGUAGGCAAGGAAACGCUGCAAUUAGUCGGGGCGGCUGCAAUGUUUAUCGCUAGCAAAUAUGACGAACGCAUUCCACCACUCGUCGAAGAUUUCCUUUAUAUUUGUGAUGGAGCUUAUACGCGCAGAGAACUCAUUCGAAUGGAGAUUAAUUUACUUAGAGUGUGUGAUUUUGAUUUGGGAAUUCCAUUAAGUUAUCGCUUCUUAAGAAGAUAUGCCAGAUGUUGUAAAGUAACGAUGCCUGUUUUGACUUUGGCAAGAUACAUUUUGGAAUAUUCACUGAUGGAUUAUGAUACUGUAACAUUAUCCGAUUCGAAAUUAGCUGCUGCUUGUUUAUAUUUGGCAUUACAAAUGAAGAAAAUUAGUGGGUGGACGCCAACUUUAGAAUUUUAUACAGGCUACACCUUGGAAGAUAUAAUGCCAAUUGUACAUAUUUUAAAUGAAGGUUUACACAGGAAACCUAAAGAACAAACGAUGACAGUUCGAAAUAAAUAUUCUCACGAAAUAUUUUAUGAAGUAGCAAAAGUCCCAUUGAUAAAAAACGAGGUUUUAAAAUCGUAACUUAUAAAGUAAUUUUUACAAUGUAUUCUAUUAUUAUUUUUUUCUAAGUUUAUUUCUUAGUUUUAAUUUUAUUUUCGGCCGUGUAAAUGUACUGAAUAUUUUUAUUAGGUGAUAUACAUUAUAAUAUACAUGUGUUCAGAAAGAAAAAAAAACUGCAAGCCUUAGGCGAACCUGUAUAUUUUAUAUAAUAUUUUUUGUUCAUUAAUUUUAAUGUCCUAGUAGUCUAGUUAUUUGUUGAUACGUUUGUGCUAUAUUAACUUUUAGUGUGUAUGUAUCUCUAAACAAUAUUUCGAAUAAUAGGAUAUCAAAAAACAAAAAAAAAAAAGGAAAAAUGAAUUCUCCUAUCGCUUGUAAUCUGAAUUAUUUGACUAUAUACCUCUCGUAUUUACAUAUUUAGGAAAUAGUAAUAAAUCUCCCAGUUUUAUAUGUAUUUAUCUAUAACAAAGAUUAUGUUGAGAAUUAUAAACAAUAAUAAACAUAUAUACAGUGUUCAACAAA
Messenger RNA from Onthophagus taurus, 2115 nucleotides. It is a transcript of the gene CycB3, whose product is annotated as Cyclin B3. Gene Ontology annotation, biological process: mitotic cell cycle phase transition. Gene Ontology annotation, molecular function: cyclin-dependent protein serine/threonine kinase regulator activity. The record is from RefSeq and is a predicted model, not a curated record. Lineage: Eukaryota; Metazoa; Arthropoda; Insecta; Coleoptera; Scarabaeidae.